GGGAGCUUACUACACACAUAACUCUGGACUUUUGCACAUAUCUCAGGACCUCCUGGACAUAUUUAACUUAAAAGGAUUGAAAUCACCUCAUGCAAACAUGAUCCGCAAUCCUGUCAUACCAAAACUGGGAUAGCUCAACUGCAAGCAAGCUCCACGUCUGUGCAGAAGUCUUAAUCCUGUGCUGUGCGGCAUAUUCGACCACCCACCUGAACACUUGCACAGAAAGCACAUGACAAUCCGGAGGAAAGAAGGGGUAGAGCUCAAUGCACUUUCCAAAAAGACUCCUCCUCCAUGGUUGGGAUCUGCUUUGAAAGCCCCGCUCUCUGAUCUGGUCCCAUUACUGAGUGACAGGCUCUGCUGCUAGUGCUACAACCCCUCAGCUCUGAGAGCCCCCUGCUACCAAGUGUCUGCACAGCCCUGCACUACCUUCCCACCCUGAGCAGUUACAUUUUGGAAAUAAAUACAUGCAACUUUAGAUUAAGCUUCCGAAUUAGAAGAGUUUGCAAUCCUCUCACCAUGAAUUGUGCAGCACAAGAGUGGCUCAGGCUGACUGUCUUGCUAUUCAUAGUCCAAACAGUUGCUACAAUGCUCAUUCCUAAUGCCACCCAAUUAGAGGGCCUUUUGGAAAAAUAUAUGGAUGAGGAUGGAGAGUGGUGGGUUGCCAAGCAGAGGGGUAAAAGAGCCAUUACUGACAGUGAUAUGAAGCUCAUCCUGGAUUUGCACAAUAAACUGAGAGGUGAAGUUUACCCUCCUGCCUCCAAUAUGGAGUAUAUGAUAUGGGAUGCAGAGCUGGAACGAUCUGCUGAGGCAUGGGCUGGAUCUUGUCUAUGGGAACAUGGCCCCGCACAUUUGCUUCCAUCAAUUGGACAGAAUUUAGGUGCCCAUUGGGGAAGGUACAGACCACCCACUUAUCAUGUCCAGGCAUGGUAUGAUGAAGUCAGAGACUAUACAUUUCCAUAUCCACAAGAAUGUAACCCUUACUGUCCAUUCAGGUGUUCCGGCCCUGUAUGUACUCAUUAUACACAGGUAGUUUGGGCAACAAGUAGCAGGAUUGGCUGUGCUAUAAACCUGUGCCAUAACAUGAAUGUUUGGGGGCAAAUAUGGCCAAAGGCAAUAUAUCUAGUGUGCAAUUACUCCCCAAAGGGAAAUUGGUGGGGCCAUGCUCCCUACAAACAUGGCCGCCCUUGUUCAGCUUGCCCACCCAGCUAUGGAGGAGGCUGCAGGGAUAAUCUUUGUUUCCGAGGAGAUGGUUCAGAAUUUCACUAUCCUAUUCCCGAGCCUGAGGAAGAAACCAAUGAGAUUGAGAGACAACGUUCAAAGGCGCUUGACACAACUUCACAAAGUAGAGCGAGAACUCACUCCCCUACAAGUUCCACUAGGACUGACAGCUAUGAUAGCAAUGAAGUGAUCAGCACGGAGCAAAUGUCUCAGAUCGUAUCUUGUGAGGUCCGACUGAGGGAUCAGUGCAAAGGGACAACAUGUAACAGAUAUGAAUGUUCGGCUGGCUGUUUGGAGAGCAGUGCAAAAGUAAUUGGAAGUGUAUUUUACGAAAUGCAAUCGAGUAUAUGUAAAGCAGCCAUACAUGCUGGUGUAAUAGAUAAUGAAGGUGGAUGGGUGGAUGUUACUCGACAAGGGAGAAGAAAUUACUUCAUAAAAUCUUACAGAAAUGGAGUCCAGUCAAUCGGAAAAUACCAAUCUGCUAAUUCUUUUACGGUCUCUAAAGUAUCAUUUCAGGCUGUAACAUGUGAGACAACAGUGGAACAGUUAUGUCCAUUUCAAUCUCCAGCUUCGCACUGUCCAAGGGUAUAUUGUCCACGUAACUGUGCCCAAGCAAGUCCACAUUAUGCUCGAGUUUUUGGGACCCGUAUUUAUUCUGAUAUAUCAAGUAUCUGCAAGGCAGCCCUUCAUGCUGGUGUAGUUCGUAAUCACCAAGGAGGCUAUAUCGAUGUCAUGCCAAUUGAUAAAAAGAAACACUACUUUGGAUCAUCCCAAAAUGGAAUUAGUUCAGAAAGUUUACACAACCCAUUGGGAAGCAAAGCUUUUAGAAUAUUUGCUGUCAUCUGAGAUGGAAGAGGAAAGCCUAGUCAAUUUUCAGAAAGUCAUAAUAACAUGUCUUUAAAUGUGUAUAAAGGUUUAUUAUUGUACAGUCCAUAAUAUAUAUAUAUAUAUUCUUAGAGCAAUUGUGGAUCAUAGUAAAAAUGAGGCUGUAUUCAUUAUAGAAUAAUAACUAUAUAGAAAUGUAGUAAUUCCUGCUGUAUCUGACCCCUUCUCAACAUUCAAGCCAUAGUAUAUGGAUCCACUGGUAUAGUCAGAAGUAUGUUUUUAUAUUGUACAAUGUUCUAUUUUAAAUUGCAAAAACAAACACAAAAUGAAAUGGACAUAUGAACCACACAAAUUAAGGGAACAUACAUUCUAAUUAGUUAUUCUAGUUUUUGUCAUUCUAGCAUUGUUUUUGGUAGGGGGAAUUGUAGCUUUUGAACCCCUUAAUAGACUUACAGUAUGUGUAAUAUGUACCAGCUAAAGAGGAGAACAUACACUUUCAAUGUAGUCAGAGAAUUACCAAUCAAUGUUAAAGGAGCUUGAAGACAAAUUCAAUAUUCUUAAAGGGGUACUCCAGUGAAAAACAUAUAUAUAUAUAUUUUUUCCAUCUACUGGUGCUAGAACGUUAAACAGA
Messenger RNA from Hyla sarda, 2674 nucleotides. RefSeq names its product cysteine rich secretory protein LCCL domain containing 1 (gene CRISPLD1). Bases 517 to 2064 code for a protein of 515 amino acids. The record is from RefSeq and is a predicted model, not a curated record. Gene Ontology annotation, cellular component: extracellular region. The transcript has 16 exons. NCBI's taxonomy places the organism in Eukaryota, Metazoa, Chordata, Amphibia, Anura, Hylidae.